AUGAGUACAAACAUCGGGAAUAUACGUACACUAAGUAUCUCAGUGGAGAUUGAAAUAGUUAAUAAUAAUAAGAUUUUUUAUUAUAGAGGUGUAGUGAAAGAGGAUGAUACUUAUGCUAAUUUUUUAAAAAAACUCGAUGAACAAUUUGAUGAAAAAACCUACAAUAUCACUUCUGUAAAAGUACAUAACAAUUACAAAGGUGUCUGGGAGACCGUAAACCAUAAAAAGAAAUUAAGUUCAGCAUUUGAUAUAAAUAUCAAUAGUAUUAAAUUUUGUUUAGAAAAAAAAAGAUAUGAUAAAAUAGUUAAACCAAAUAAUAGUGAUAGUAAUAAUAGUAAGCCAAAUAAAGAAGUAUCUACGAGAUCUACAUCACCACCACCUCCGUCUCCAUCAAUAGAUGAUGAUGUCACGCCAUCUGAAAUGCCAAAAGAAAUAAAGUUGGAUGAAUCACCACAAAAUAAUAACACAUCGGAAUUACCUAAUACUAAUCUAUUGAAUGAUACAAAAUCAACAGAAGCUAAUAAUCAACCAAUUGGUGAUCCACCUACUAUACAUAAAAAUAUUAAUAAAAUUGAUUGUAGUGGCAGUAAACGUAGAAUGGAUUCCGAAGAUGGUGAGCACUUAAAAUAUAUUAAAUUGACUUGA
This is a messenger RNA of Entrophospora candida, 645 nucleotides long. NCBI's taxonomy places the organism in Eukaryota, Fungi, Glomeromycota, Glomeromycetes, Entrophosporales, Entrophosporaceae. The record is from the annotation of a GenBank genome assembly.